AUGAGAGUUGCCGAUCUAAGACAGGUUGAACAUGAUCGGAUAAGGAAGGCAUUUCGAUUGUUCGAUGAAAAUAAUACCGGCUUCAUCCCAAGUUCCGAAUUGGGUAAUGCUCUGCGUUGGCUUUGUCUGAUCCCCAGCGAGCGUGAGGUGAAACUCUUUCAAUGGGAACUGGAUCCGGAUGAAACAGGUUGGAUAUCUUGGCAGGGGUUUUUGAAAGUGGCCGCGAGGAUCUGGUGGCCGGCACAAACUUUGGUAACAUGUAUAUGGGAAGCAUUCCUUGUAUUUGACGAUAAAACCACAGGUCAUAUCAGCAGUGAAUUGUUGAAAAACAUUCUGACAAAAGUUGGUCGAGAACCGAUUCCUAUCAAAGAAGCUGAAAAAAUCAUAAAACGUUAUGGACGAAAAGACGGUAUCUUUCCGUACAUCUCCUUCAUCCGGGAUUUCACCAAAUAA
Echinostoma caproni is the source of this 453-nucleotide messenger RNA. The record is from the annotation of a GenBank genome assembly. NCBI's taxonomy places the organism in Eukaryota, Metazoa, Platyhelminthes, Trematoda, Plagiorchiida, Echinostomatidae.